This is a messenger RNA of Populus nigra (black poplar), 606 nucleotides long. Its product is annotated as dolichyl-diphosphooligosaccharide--protein glycosyltransferase subunit DAD1-like. Gene Ontology annotation, cellular component: membrane; oligosaccharyltransferase complex. The transcript is spliced from 5 exons. Gene Ontology annotation, biological process: protein N-linked glycosylation. NCBI's taxonomy places the organism in Eukaryota, Viridiplantae, Streptophyta, Magnoliopsida, Malpighiales, Salicaceae. The record is from RefSeq and is a predicted model, not a curated record. The coding region runs from base 116 to 463 and encodes 115 amino acids.
GUCCUUCCAAUUAGCAAUCCCUAAAAUUGACUUCUUAGGGCAAUUCCCUGCAUAGACUCCACCUCCGAUAAAAACAAAGAAAAAGUUGGAAGCUUUGCGCUAGUUAGUGUUGAUAAUGGCGAGAACGACCAGCAGAGACGCUCAAGCUCUCUUCCAAUCCCUUCGUUCUGCUUAUACUGCCACUCCUACUAGCCUCAAGAUUAUCGAUCUGUAUGUAGUUUUUGCAGUUUUCACUGCUAUAAUUCAGGUAGUUUACAUGGCCAUUGUUGGGUCAUUUCCAUUCAACUCUUUUCUUUCUGGUGUACUUUCUUGUGUAGGGACUGCAGUCCUUGCUGUUUGUCUCCGUAUCCAAGUGAACAAGGAAAACAAGGAAUUCAAGGAUUUACCACCAGAGCGUGCGUUUGCUGAUUUUGUUCUCUGCAACUUGGUGCUCCAUUUGGUGAUUAUGAAUUUCCUAGGUUAAGGUUGAGCCCUGCUGGCUCCCUGUUUUGUUGGGCUGUAGCUGUGAAACAUAUUUAUAGAGUUAUUUUAUCAAUUCAAGCAAAUUUUCAUAGGACAUGGCUUAUAAGUGAAUUGCUGGAUUGCAAUUAAGAUUUUUGGUGCUUA